UCCCACUUCAAAACCUCAUAGAGAGAGAGAGAGAGAGAGAGAGAGAGAGCGAGCAGAGCUCAGAGCAGCUGAAAUCGGACGGCGAAGCAGCUGACGGAUUGAGCUGCCGGCGAACGUUGCUCCAGUCUCGUCAUCUCUGGUGCUUCAAUAUUUGGUGACAAGACAAGACAAGACAAGACAUCCUCACUCUGCAUCGGUGGCUGGUGCAUUUCUGAAGUUGUGUUGGAGGAUCCUUCAAAUUGAAAUUUUUUGAGAGAAACAUAGUUCUAGGUGUUUUUAUGGGUUGCCGUCCUUCAAAGAUAUAUAAGCAAUUUCCUGGAAAUGAAGAGCCUACUGUCCUCGCCGCUGAAACCCCUUUUACUGUGAGUGAAGUAGAGGCGCUGUAUGUGCUCUUCAAGAAACUAAGCAGCUCAAUAAUUGAUGACGGCCUCAUACACAAGGAGGAGUUCCAGCUUGCAUUCUUCAGAAACAGAAAUAAGAGAAAUCUUUUUGCUGACAGGAUUUUCGAUCUGUUUGAUGUCAAGAGAAAUGAUGUCAUUGAGUUUGGGGAAUUUGUUAGAUCACUAGGUGUCUUUCACCCAAAUGCACCAACAGCUGAUAAAGUGAAAUUUGCUUUCAGAUUAUAUGACUUAAGGCGUACAGGAUUUAUUGAGCAAGAAGAGUUGAAGGAGAUGGUGUUGGCUUUUCUGCACGAAUCUGAUCUGGUCCUCUCUCGCGAUGUCGUGGAAACAAUUGUGGACAAGACAUUCAGCGAUGCCGACUCAAAAGGUGAUGGCAAGAUCGAUCUUGAGGAGUGGAAGGCAUUUGUGUCCAAGAACCCUUCUCUGAUCAAGAACAUGACCCUCCCUUACCUGAAGGACAUAACACUAGCAUUUCCAAGUUUUCUGAUGAGUUCCGAAGUCGAGGACUCAAUAAUAUAGGCUUCUUGGAAGGGCAUGCUUUCGUGGAGGUACGAAGGAGACAUACUGGGAUUGUUUCCAAAUCAACAACUGUCAUGCGACUGGCUCCAAGAAAGAUCACUGAGUUCGUGCAACAGACAUUACACAAGGAUGUAUCCACUGACUUGUAUCGGUAUAGCCAUCUCCAAUUCUACAAUCUGUCCAGGUUUAUUAUGGGACUGAUUGGUUUUACUAUGUAUAUAUAUAUAUAUAUAUAUAUAUAAAGAGAGAGAGAGAGAUAUAGAGGAUUAACAUGUGUAAAUCCCUGAAAUUUUGUCUGUAACUUUUGUUUAUAUGGUUCUGUAAAACCUGUAGUUUCUGUUGCCUGUUGGUGUCUGAUGAUCUUCACCCGGUUUAUUCUUUGGGAUUGAAUUGAAUGGGAAUAUUAAUCCUAGCCUCUUUAUCGGGCUUUUUGCUCGGGAUCCA
Messenger RNA from Punica granatum (pomegranate), 1364 nucleotides. The record is from RefSeq and is a predicted model, not a curated record. Lineage: Eukaryota; Viridiplantae; Streptophyta; Magnoliopsida; Myrtales; Lythraceae.